Messenger RNA from Meloidogyne enterolobii, 621 nucleotides. The record is from the annotation of a GenBank genome assembly. NCBI's taxonomy places the organism in Eukaryota, Metazoa, Nematoda, Chromadorea, Rhabditida, Meloidogynidae.
AUGUUGUUUUUAUUAUUUAUGAUUUUUCUAUUAUGUCCAUUAUUCAAUGGAAUGGAUCAAAAUGAUUACUGGGCUUGCUGCAAUUCAUGCUGGAAUGGUUUAGAAAAUUUAUGCCCACAACAUUGUUGGAAUCUCCAUCUUGGAGAAUGCAUAAAUAUUUGCUGGAACAAUUUCUGUAAUUAUUGUGAUAGCUUUUUUGGGAAUCAAAAUGCAAAUCAAUCUGAUGAUCAUUAUGAAGAAGAGGAUUGUGAAGCAGAUCAUGAUGGAGAUGGAUCUGAAGGGGAAGUUCAAGAAGAUAAUCAUGAUACAGAGGGCCAGUGGGAAGAUUAUACUAGGGGAGUGUGGGAAGAAAUGCCUUCUACAUCGCAAGGACAUACAAACCAUUAUCAUUAUGAAGAAGAAGAAGAAUGUGAAGCAGAAUAUGAAGAGGAUGAAUCUGAAGGCAAUUUUCGAGAAUAUGAUAAUACUGAAGGAGGGUGGCAUGAAAUGCCUUCUACAUCGCAAGGGCAAACAGGCCCUCAUUAUGAUAAUUGGGAUGAGGAUGUUUCACAGUAUAACCCUGACAUACAUAUUCAAUUUGGAGGAAUGAAUAUAGGAGGUAUAAUUUUAUAUAUGAAAUAA